Molecule: messenger RNA, 1932 nt
Organism: Aureobasidium melanogenum CBS 110374
Lineage: Eukaryota; Fungi; Ascomycota; Dothideomycetes; Dothideales; Saccotheciaceae
Product: ATP-dependent rRNA helicase SPB4
Exons: 1
Coding region: 1-1932 (643 amino acids)
Cellular component (GO): nucleolus
Molecular function (GO): ATP binding; nucleic acid binding; RNA helicase activity
Source: RefSeq, a predicted model, not a curated record
AUGGCAGCAGAGAAGAAGGCCGCAGAGCAAAAGACGACAGACAAGUCGUCAGCAAGAGCAUGGGAUGGACUCACACCCGCACUGUCAGACUGGAUGCUGGACGCCAUCUCCAGCAUGGGCUUCCAGCGCAUGACGCCUGUGCAAGCGAGUACAAUUCCGCUCUUCAUGGGUCACAAGGAUGUCGUCGUUGAAGCUGUCACUGGUAGUGGCAAGACUCUAUCCUUCCUAAUUCCCGCCGUCGAGCGUCUCUUACGAGUCGACGAACCCAUCAAGAAGCACCAUGUCGGCGCCAUCAUCAUCUCGCCGACCAGAGAACUCGCAACCCAGAUCCAUUCCGUCCUCGUAUCAUUACUACAGUUCCAUCCUCCGUCCGCUGCUGUCCGACCGAAAGGCAUCGACGACGACGAUGAAGAAAUGACCGACGAGAACGCUCCCCCGAAACCUACCUUUCCCUCCUCGACUCCCAAGGUUGUGCCACAACUGUUACUCGGAGGCACUACAACGCCCGCCCAAGAUUUGUCUGCUUUCCUCCGUACCUCACCAAACCUUCUGAUCGCUACUCCCGGGCGCCUGCUGGAACUGCUCUCUUCACCCCACGUACACUGUCCGCAGUCCUCUUUCGAGCUCUUGAUCAUGGAUGAAGCCGAUAGACUGCUUGAUCUUGGUUUCAGUGAUACUCUACAGAAGAUUCUCUCGAGAUUGCCGAAGCAGAGGAGAACGGGUCUUUUCAGUGCUAGUGUAUCUGAAGCUUUGGAUCAGCUUGUCCGCGUAGGCUUAAGAAACCCCGUCAGAAUUGCAGUCAAAGUCAAGAGUGCCUCCGGCGCUCACGACAAGCGCACACCCGCCAGUCUGCAAAUGUCAUAUCUGACGACGAGUCCCCGUAUGAAGCUACCUGCUUUGAACCGCUUACUCGUCCAGCUGCCCUCGACACCUCAAAAGACAGUCUUAUAUGUCUCGACAUGCGCAACUGUCGAUCACUACCAACACAUACUUUCCGAAGUCCUCCCAAAACAAUUCAAGAUCGUGCCCCUCCAUGGCAAACACCCGCCAAACGUGCGCACCAAGAACUUUGGCAAAUUUGUCAACUCGAUUGAGCCGUCGAUCCUUCUCACUACCGAUGUGGCAGCGCGAGGUCUGGAUAUCCCUUCAGUCGAUCUCGUAGUACAACUAGACCCACCCAGUGACCCGAAAACAUUCCUUCACCGAUGCGGACGUGCAGGAAGAGCAGGAAGACGAGGAUUGGCUGUGACAUUUUUGAGCAAAGGCAAAGAGGAGGAUUAUGUUGAAUUUCUGCGCAUCCGAAAGACACCUAUCUCACCACUGACAACUCCUGCUAUUGAACCAACAGAAGAGGAGGCUAAUGAGACGACACGGAAGAUCCGAGAGGUGCUCAAGUCGGAUCGAGCGUUACAUGACAAGGCACAGAGAGCUUUUGUGAGUUGGGUGCAAGCAUACAGCAAACAUUCGGCGAGCAGUAUUUUCCGAGUGCAAGAUUUGGACUGGGAUGAGCUGGGGCAUAGCUGGGGUCUUCUCCGACUACCUAGGAUGCCCGAGCUGAAGAAAUAUCAAGGCGACAAAUUGCUCGGACAGAACAUUGAUUGGGACACAUUUGCGUACAACGACAAGAAGCGGGAAGAGCACAGACUUGACGAGUUGGAAAAGCUAAAGGCUAAUGGAGGGCCGGCAAACAAGAGGGCAGGUGAUGGCAAGACAAAGGAAGAGAGGCGGAAAGACAGGGCAUGGACAGCACAAAAGGAUGCAAAGGCGACAAAGGAGCAGCGUCGUGAGAUCAAGCUGGCACGGCGCGAACACGAGAGGCAGAAGAAGCUCACGCCAGAAGAGAAGAAGAAGGAAGCCGAACUGCAAGCCAUGAUUGAGGCAGUACGGGCAAGAGGCGAGCAGGAGAGCGAGUUUGAAGGGUUCGACGACUGA